AAAGAGAAGAGACAUCAUUCUCCUUGGCUUUGGACUUCACUUACCGAGCCCCUGAGCACGGAAGUCUACUUUGUCAAGUUGUGACCUGCCAAAAGUGUUCCAGUCUUCGCUUGCAACUUCCUUGGUUUUGGACUCUCUGGUCUGACCCUGGCAGGAAUCAGAGAAGUUGGGAGGGACCAAGGUUGCUAAGAGACCACCUGCGCCGAAUGCACUUUGUUCUAGCAAGAGCUUGCGGAGUGAACCCUGGGAGUGGGGUUAUCUACCAUUACCUGGGAUUAAGUCAGGGAGCAAGAGCAUUCUGGAUAUGAUGUGUAAAAACUGGAUAUUAAUGUCUACUACUAUUCCUGCAAGUCCAGAAGAUGAAAUUCUUGGAAGACUUCUAAAAAUUUUGUUUGUUAUCUUUGUUGACUUUAUGUGUAUUAUAUAUGUCAUUAUAACUUCCUAAAGAGCUGAAUUCCCUUGCUUCACAUGUAAAUUUCACAUUAAUUCCACUGAAUAAAAUUUGUAGUUUAA
Lutra lutra (Eurasian river otter) is the source of this 513-nucleotide messenger RNA. It is a transcript of the gene MRLN, whose product is annotated as myoregulin. Bases 305 to 445 code for a protein of 46 amino acids. NCBI's taxonomy places the organism in Eukaryota, Metazoa, Chordata, Mammalia, Carnivora, Mustelidae. The transcript has 4 exons. The record is from RefSeq and is a predicted model, not a curated record.